AUGAUUCGUAUUCUGGGGUUGGUGGUGCCUCUAUCGUUGGCAUCAUAUGUGUCGUACCAUGUUUCAGUGUCCAUGUUGUGUGAUGCAACUGCAUCUCGAACACACGUGGUGCUGAGUUGCACAGCGGGAUUCCUCAUUUGGUGUUACAUAUUAUUAUCGUUCUGUCGCCGAUGCAAAGAAAUGUUUGUAUCAGAUUCAGAUGAUGAUGAUGAUGACGAAGAAUUUGUAGACAUUGAGACUCAAGAAAUACGUAGAAUAAGGGAGCUUUGGGAAAUCCUAGAAGCAGCUUGUUUUAUCAACAAAGCCAUGACAGCAUUGCCUCCUGCUGAAUGCUUCUGUGAGGACCAAACCAAGGAAUCUCGGUCUGAUAAUUGUUGUAUUUGCUUGGAAGAGUUUAAGAAUGGAGACUUCAUUCAACCGUUUGGAGUGUGUCGUCAUGAAUUUCAUUCCUCCUGCGUUCAGUCUUGGGUGCUCGCUGGAAACAUUACAUGUCCACUUUGUCGUCAGAAGUUGCCAAUUAAUGUUUAG
Messenger RNA from Vigna unguiculata (cowpea), 528 nucleotides. Lineage: Eukaryota; Viridiplantae; Streptophyta; Magnoliopsida; Fabales; Fabaceae. The record is from RefSeq and is a predicted model, not a curated record.